AUGUGCGGAGGUGUGAAAAUUCCAGAUAAGUAUGUCGGGGAAUGUUGUCAAGAAUAUAAUCACAGAUUAUAUAGAUAUUGCAAUAAUGGAAGUGGAAUACCAUCUGCUGGUUAUGUUCUACUUGUUGAUGCCUUGAAUACACAACUUUGUUCUGGUAGUACAGCAGCAUAUGCAUCAUCAUGUUUAAUGGAUGAAGAAACAGAUAGGUAA
Molecule: messenger RNA, 210 nt
Organism: Schistosoma rodhaini
Lineage: Eukaryota; Metazoa; Platyhelminthes; Trematoda; Strigeidida; Schistosomatidae
Source: the annotation of a GenBank genome assembly